CCCCGUUGUCCGGGCGGGCGGGAGGUAGCGGUUCCUGCGGCGAGGGAUGGAGGCGGCAGCGGCGGGACGGCCGCGCUCCCUCAGCAGAGCCCUGGCCGGGGAGCGCCCCGCGGGAUGCGGCUGCCCCCCGGCCCCCUCCGCCAAGGCCGAGGCGCGGGUGCUGGUCAUCAACACGGGCGGCACCAUCGGCAUGGUGCAGGACGCCAAGGGACUUGCUCCUGAGGCCAAUAAACUAGUAAACAGCUUGAAAAAAAUGCCGAUGCUGCAUGAUAAGGCAUAUACCCAGGAAACAAAACUGAACAACUCCCAUGAAUUUCCAGAGAACACGUUGGUGCUCCCUGUCUCCAAGCAAAACAAAAGAAUCUUUUACACAAUCCUCGAGCUCUCACCACUACUUGAUUCUUCCAACAUGACACCAGAAGACUGGGCCAAAAUUGCAAAGAAACUUGAGGAGCACUAUGAAAAGUACGAUGGUUUUGUGAUCCUUCAUGGUACUGAUACUAUGGCAUAUACAGCUUCAGCCUUAUCCUUCAUGUGUGAGAACCUGGGUAAAACUGUUGUUCUGACAGGAUCUCAGGUGCCCAUAUACGAGUUGCAGAAUGACGGCCGAGACAACCUUCUGGGGGCAUUGCUGAUGGCUGGGCAGUUCGUGAUUCCUGAGGUGUGCCUGUAUUUUUAUAAUAAACUGUACAGGGGAAAUAGGGUGACUAAGGUGGAUGCUGGGAGUUUCAAUGCCUUUUCCUCACCUAACCUGCCUCCACUUGCAAAUGCUGAGGUUGAUAUUACAAUAAACUGGGAAACAGUGUGGAGAGCCAAUACCAAAAAGAAAUUUCGAGUUCACACCAAUAUGAACAGGAAUGUUGGACUUCUGAGAAUCUUCCCAGGAAUCACGGCUGCUGCUGUUAAAGCAUUCCUUCAGCCUCCAAUUGAAGGCAUUGUACUUGAAACUUAUGGAAGUGGCAAUGCCCCAAACAACAGAGAGGACGUGCUGGAAGAACUGAAGAAAGCAGCUGAACGAAAAGUAGUGAUUCUGAACUGUACCCAGUGCUUACGAGGGUCUGUUAAAACCGUCUAUGCAACAGGGCAGUUUCAGAUGCUGAGUGAGAAUCUAAGAGGAGAAAUGACUGUUGUACCCACAGGAGCCAAGAUCUCUCUGAGAGAUAGCAAGUUUAUACAAGUGAUUGCCAAAUCUUUAAGUAUCAGCAGCAAGGAGGAGUUAGAAGCCGUAAGAGAUGCAUUAAUUCCACCUUUGGCUUGUGCUGCAGCUAAACUGGGUGACAUAGACGCACUAAGAGCCAUAGCAGAAAUGGGUGGAAACUUGAGCUGUGGAGACUAUGAUGGCCGAACUCCACUUCAUAUUGCAGCCUCUGAAGGGCAUUUACCACUAGUUGAGUAUUUGUUGAUGUCUGGUGCGACUGUUUAUGCUAGAGACAGAUAUGGAUCUACCCCACUGAUGAAUGCGAUCAAGUUCAGGCACAUACAAGUGAUUAAUUUGUUACGGGAAACGGGAGCGCACCUUUCAAGCCAGGACUUGGAGAAUACUGGAACAAUACUCUGCAGCCUUGCAGCUACAGGCGAUGUGGAUGGGUUGUAUGCCUGGUACCUAGCUGGUGCAGACCUGGAGCAAACUGGUUAUGAUGGCAGGAAUCCCUUACAAGUAGCAGAGGCUACAGGACAGAAGGAGGUUCUUGACUUCCUUAGACAAAAGCACUGAAGAAGAGGCUGCAGAAGAUGUUCAGUCAUCAUCAGAAAUACCGACUUGAACCAUUCAUGGUGUUAAGUCCUAAUGGGAGAAAAAGAGGAAAGGAACAAUGGUAGCUGUGCUUGGGGCAUACAGGCAAGCUAGAGCUUAGAAUGGUUCUUUAUUUAGAAUCACAUUGUUUUGCUAAAAAUUAUUUGCUGCUUUAUCUUUUAAUCACUUUUUUUGAAAAGAAAUUCUUUUAAACAAGUGACGCUGGAAUAUAUUGUCAUUCCUGUACAAAUUCUGUUUUUAAAGAGGCCUUUUGAAUAUUCUUAUGUUAGCUCACUAACAGUAUUGCAGGCAUAGCAAAUGGAAAUGCUGUGGUGAUUUCAUACCAAGGAAAAACAGUGGAUUGUGCAUUUCUGGGUUACAACUAAUAAAAUCUCUGAGGAACAAUGUUGAUUUCA
Molecule: messenger RNA, 2148 nt
Organism: Lepidothrix coronata (blue-crowned manakin)
Lineage: Eukaryota; Metazoa; Chordata; Aves; Passeriformes; Pipridae
Gene: ASPG
Product: asparaginase
Exons: 15
Coding region: 47-1714 (555 amino acids)
Biological process (GO): amino acid metabolic process
Molecular function (GO): asparaginase activity; protein binding
Source: RefSeq, a predicted model, not a curated record